Molecule: messenger RNA, 1947 nt
Organism: Penaeus indicus
Lineage: Eukaryota; Metazoa; Arthropoda; Malacostraca; Decapoda; Penaeidae
Product: gastrula zinc finger protein XlCGF8.2DB-like
Exons: 2
Coding region: 245-1258 (337 amino acids)
Biological process (GO): regulation of gene expression
Cellular component (GO): nucleus
Source: RefSeq, a predicted model, not a curated record
CACACAAUUCACUGUCAAAGCGUAGUUGUGAGCGAGCCGACUAAUUUCAACCCAAGGACCGAGGAAAACAAAUAAACAAAUAUGCUCCGGGUUGUAUAUGGUAUAUUUAGGUAAAUCUCAUGGCACAGUUGACUGAUACAAAAUGCAUAAUGACUCUGUAGGAAUAAGUCCUCAUUAAGUAUUUAAUCUGCUGAAUGACUUUUACCAAAACAAGGUGAAUGAAUCCUGUAUUGAGAAAAUAAAGAUGUGGGAAACGAUAGAAGGCAAUGAAACUAAUGCUGUAACACUAGGAAAGCAAGCAGAAGGAUCAGAGAACUGGGAAUCGGUUGAAAAUACCAAAGAUAUCAAAGAGGAAACAGAUAUUUUAAAACAGUUAUGGGCAUGUGCAGAUAUUGCUGAGGGUGAAAAACUAGCAGACGUUAGUGGGGGCACCAAGCAAGAAGUACUUCCUGAACAGGAAUGGCAGAGCACAUCUCACAAUAAUAUGGAGAUUACAAUAGAAGCAGUUCAAAAGGAGAUGCAGCUAAAAGCUUCUGCAUCUGGUGGUGAUGUUGUUGCAUCAAAAAACACUGCUAAAAAAACUGAAAUUCACCAAUGUUCUGAAUGCGGGAAGAAGUUUGAUAACAAAUUCCAGUUAGAGUCGCACAUAUUUAGUCAUACUGGAGAGCCACCGUUCGAAUGUGUAGACUGUGGGAAGAUUUUCCAGCAGCAGUAUGCAUUAAAGAAUCAUCUACUGAUACACAAAAAGACCUUUGCUUGUACAGUUUGUGGGAAAAGACUAUUAAAUUACCAGAACCUUGCCAGACAUAUCCAGACCCACAGUGAAGAGAAACCACAUAAAUGUUCUGUGUGUGGGAAGGGGUUUCGUGAAAAAUCUUAUGUUAAGAAACAUAUGUGUACUCAUGCUGGAUUGAGUCCUUUUCUAUGCCCUGAGUGUGGCAAGACCUUUGGGGAAAAGAGAUAUUUAGAGAUACAUAAGCGUAGUCAUACUGGUGAAAAACCUUUUGUGUGCCCGCAGUGUGGAAAAGGUUUUGGAGACAAACGGUACCUAAAAGAUCACAUGCGCAUUCAUACAGGAGAGAGGCCUUUUAACUGUACAGAUUGUGGGAAAAGUUUUGGAGACAGAAAAUAUUUGAAAGUCCAUAUUCGUAUCCAUACUGGAGAAAAACCAUUUGAGUGCUCAGUAUGCAGAAAAAGAUUUAGGGACAGGAGAGAUCUUAAGAGACACAUAAAACUGCACACCAGAGAUUCUGUAUAGAUUGCAUGACAAGAAGGAAUGUGAUUGUGAGUGAAUGCAUGUAUGUGUGUGUAUGUGUAUGUGCGUGCAUGUGUGUAUGCGUGUGUCUGCGCGCACGCAUGCAUGCGUGCAUGCAUGUAUGUGUGUGUGUGCUUGCUUAUAUUGUAUUAAAAGUGUAAUGUCUUAAGAAUAGGAAAUAUAUCAAAGAUUUAAUUUGAAACCUUUAGAAUUGAUUUAGUGAAAAUAGUAGUAGAUUAAUUGCUAUGUAAAUGUUUUGCUAUCACUUCAUGAUAUAUUGUUAGCAUCAUAAGUACAGAUAUGACACACACAAAAACGCAAACACACACAAAAAUACACACGCACACACACAUGCACAUACACACACAAAAAUACACACGCACACACACAUGCACAUACACACACAAAAAUACACACACAUGCAGGCAUGCACACACACUCGCACACACACUCGCACACACACACGCGCACACACACGCGCACACACACACGCACACACACGCGCACACACACGUGCACACACGUGCGCGCACACACACACACACACACACACACACACACACACACACACACACACACACACACACACACACACACACACACACACACACACACACACACACACACAUAAACACACACUAUAUAUAUAUCUCUUUUUGUCUCUCUCCCUUUUGGGUCUCUGGGUCUCUCUC